UCCUAUUCAAGAAAUGGAUAGGGCGUAUAGGCUUUGGACAACUCUCAAUGUUUUUAUCGAUUAUGGGCCUGGGUAAUCUUCUAAUGUUAUGGCCAGUGAUUAUUGGACUACAAUAUUCAGGGGUGGAGUAUAUAAGAGCCAAUGUACCCUGGAAUCAUCUCCUUGGAACAGCUGCUUCAAUGAUAGUGUUCCAGUUUUUAUCAAACUAUACAGAGUGUCUGACUAAGGAAUUGGUGACGGGUCUAGGAAUGGUCGUGGCGGUACCCAUGUGUGCAGUUUCGGAUUAUAUCUGGAGGAAUCGUUUCUUCAAUGGUAUGAAGUUCUCUGGAGUGGUGCUAUCUACUCUAGGCCUUAUACUGGUACUAAUGCCUGACACGUGUUUCAGCCAAGCCUGUUCAUCAUGCGCGAAAUAUACUCACACAAAGCAAACCAUUACACAGCCAGAAAGAAGAGGGAGGCGAUCCAGAAGGGAAAUUAGUCGAGCCUGAUGUUACAUCUAUUUAAUUAAUAUCAAUAUCGAAG
This is a messenger RNA of Saccostrea cuccullata (small rock oyster), 522 nucleotides long. RefSeq names its product solute carrier family 35 member F3-like. The transcript has 4 exons. The record is from RefSeq and is a predicted model, not a curated record. The coding region runs from base 48 to 488 and encodes 146 amino acids. NCBI's taxonomy places the organism in Eukaryota, Metazoa, Mollusca, Bivalvia, Ostreida, Ostreidae.